Monomorium pharaonis (pharaoh ant) is the source of this 1012-nucleotide messenger RNA. Its product is annotated as metallo-beta-lactamase domain-containing protein 1. NCBI's taxonomy places the organism in Eukaryota, Metazoa, Arthropoda, Insecta, Hymenoptera, Formicidae. Bases 52 to 693 code for a protein of 213 amino acids. The transcript has 4 exons. The record is from RefSeq and is a predicted model, not a curated record.
CGCUCUUUACCUCUUCAUUUCUUCCUCCGUGACGAGCAAUUAUCCGCCAAAAUGUGCGAAGUCGUUGUCCUGUUCGACGGCUACUCCAAGAACUUGGAUGACGGAAGAAUGGACGCGAAUUGCACUUGUACUCUGAUAAAGGGCCCAGGAAAAUUGAUCAUCGUCGACACUAUGACUGCCUGGGAUCGCGAUAAACUAAUAGAAGUGCUCACACAGCGUAAAAUCCAGCCAUGGGAUAUUGAUUACGUAGUUUGCACUCACAGUCAUUCUGAUCACAUAGGAAACAACAAUCUGUUCACAAAUGCGGAACACAUUGUAGGCUUGACUGUUCAACGUGGUACUAUAUUUUACGAGGAUCCACGGAUUUCGAAUGGAGGCUACGAGCUUUGUCCAGGUGUUAAAGUUACAGCCACACCAGGACACACAAGGGAGGAUGUCACUGUCCUGGUGAAGACAAUGAAAGAUGAGGAAGUAAAGCUUCUCGCCAUUACAGGAGAUUUAUUUGAGAAAGAGGAAGAUAUUCUGACACCAUCCAUAUGGAAGUCAUUGAGCACACCAGAAUUAUUAAAAACUCAAUCUGUCAUGCGUUCUCAUAUAAUAAAUCUCGCGGACUUUAUAAUACCUGGGCAUGGGCCAAUGUUUCAUGUUACAGAUAUUAUGAGAGGAAUCGUAAAGAGUCAAGUGAUUCAAUGAGACUAUAUUUUUAUCUUGUUAAUAAAUUUUUAUGCAGAGUUUUAUAAAAUAUAACAAAGAAAUAUCUACAAAUAAUUACACAAUAUUAGAACGAAAAUUAAUAUUUGUAAGACAUAGGAAACUAUGAUAAAAACUUGUUCUUUUGCCUUCACAUUUAUCGAUUUUAAUAAAUAAUUUUUUUGUCAAGUGUAUGUAACGUUUAUCAACUGACUUAAAAAUUAAACUUAUUAAAAUUUACACUCUAAAAAAUAAAACAGAAAUUACAAGUUUUAUCAACUGUAACAUUAUAUGAAUAGAGUUUAUUUUGUAUUAUAACGGA